CUAUAGGGCCAGUAAUAGCUUGGGCGAUGGGGCAGAGGGUUAUCGCAAAGAUUGACCUCUCGAAGGCCUUUCACGCAGUACCCCUCGUUGAACACAAACGACCAUACUAUAGCUUCCUGGACCCGGAAGGAAAUUGUUAUUGCUACGCCCGGAUGCCCAUGGGUGCGAAGACAGCACCUAAGCAUUUCGCAAACGUUAUGAACCUAGUCCUCGGCCAAUUGGCAACAGAAGACCAGGUCAACGUAAGAUCAUAUCAAGACGAUAUCGUAAUCGCGGCGAAUUCACGAGAGGAGCUCGAUAUUCGCUAUGAAAAGGUGUCUGAACACCUUCGACGAUGCGGGUUUAAGAUAAACAAAGACAAGUCUUCGAAGGCGGAAUCCCUGGAUGUUCUGGGAUACCGUUUCGAGAAGAAGAAAGUCACGAUACCACUAAAGAAAGAACGAUCGAUAAGGUCAGCUCUGUGGAGUAAAGACAUGAAACAAGUAAUCCGCGCGACGCACCAGCUGGGCUAUUACAAGCUCAUCUUAACUCCGGCACAGCGCGAUUCGGCGGCGAAGCUAAGACAGAUUCUCCUGAAGGUGGGUCAUUUCACGCAAGUCGCGAGAGACCUACGCACGGCUCUCGACGUAAAGUGGGAAUGCCCAAAAGAGAUACCUUGGUCGGCCAAGCGAAUCGAAAUCUAU
This is a messenger RNA of Gregarina niphandrodes, 683 nucleotides long. Its product is annotated as RNA-directed DNA polymerase. The transcript has a single exon. The annotation marks the transcript as partial. Lineage: Eukaryota; Apicomplexa; Conoidasida; Eugregarinorida; Gregarinidae. The record is from RefSeq and is a predicted model, not a curated record.